Messenger RNA from Lotus japonicus, 3020 nucleotides. Its product is annotated as E3 ubiquitin-protein ligase WAV3. The transcript has 2 exons. The record is from RefSeq and is a predicted model, not a curated record. The coding region runs from base 340 to 2502 and encodes 720 amino acids. Lineage: Eukaryota; Viridiplantae; Streptophyta; Magnoliopsida; Fabales; Fabaceae.
GCUGCACCUACUUUGCCUCUACCCUAUGAUCACUGACCACUCAUCAUCUCUCUCUCUCAUCUAAACCUUCCUUCCUUCAUUCAUCCAUUGAAAAACCAAAACCAAAACCUCCUUCUCUUUUCCUCUCCUCUCCCUCACAUUCAUUACACCUACCCUUUUGCCUCCCCCUUCUGAAAAUUUAUUUCAUUCCUCUCCUCCACUUCCCCUUAUCUCCAUUUUUCAUACCAUAGUUCCAUUUUUCAACAAAGUUCAAAUCUUUCACCCACUCACACAUUCCUACUUGAAGAUCUAACCAUAAACCCUUUUGGGGUGAACAAAGAAGAAGAAGAAGCAAAAGCCAUGUCAAGCAAAUGGAGAAAAGUGAAGCUUGCUCUUGGCUUCAAUUCAUGUGCUCACAUUCCUAGCCCUUUAGAUGAUUCCUCCUCACCUCUCAACUCCACCGCCGCUAGAUUUUCCGGCGCUGCACUGCCGUCUGUUGUUUUUCCGGCCAGUGACACCUCCAGUUACCGCCCUAGCACCCCUACACCAUCAUCCUCUGGUCUCCGACUUCCCAAAUCAGGAUCCAAAUCACCAAAGGGAACUUGUGCAAUAUGCCUGAACUCAAUGAAACCAGGGCAGGGCCAUGCCAUUUUCACUGCAGAAUGUUCUCACUCUUUUCAUUUUAAGUGUAUCACUUCUAAUGUGAAUCAUGGGAAUCGGAUUUGCCCUGUUUGCAGAGCAAACUGGAAAGAAGUUCCUUUUCAAAGUCCUGCUUUUAAUAUGUGCCAUGGCAUGCCUCAAAACAAUGCAGUAAUUCCACAAGAUGAUGACUUGACAGGUAUCAUCAGGAGACUUCCUUCUCCUCAAGUGGAUGCAAGUCGGCAGGUUUCAUCGCUUUAUCAUGUUUCUGAACCAGCUAUUUUUGAUGAUGAUGAAUCCUUGGACCAACAAGCUUCAGUUACCCACAGUAAGAAUGAGCCUGAUCAUCAUAUCAUAAAUACAAUGGAGAUAAGAACAUAUCCUGAGGUUUCAGCUGUUCCAAAGUCAGCAUCUCAUGAUGCCUUUGCUGUACUAAUUCAUCUCAAAGCUCCGCACUCAGAGAGAAAACAUGAUAUUUGUGGAAACAAUACUGACUCACCCUCACCACCACCUUUAGUUGAAAAUUCUCGUGCUUCGGUUGACCUUGUUACAGUUCUUGAUGUAAGUGGUAGCAUGGGAGGUACUAAGCUUGCAUUGCUAAAACGAGCUAUGGGUUUUGUCAUUCAAAAUCUGGGUCCAUCGGAUCGGUUGUCUGUCAUUGCCUUCUCUUCCACAGCGCGCCGUAUCUUUCCUCUUCGGCUGAUGACUGACAUUGGAAGGCAGCAGGCAUUACAGGCUGUCAAUUCUUUGACUUCAAAUGGCGGGACAAACAUCGCUGAAGGCUUGAGGAAAGGUGCCAAGGUGUUUGCUGAACGCCGGUGGAAGAACCCAGUUAGCAGCAUCAUAUUGCUAUCUGAUGGGCAGGAUACGUACACAAUUAGUAGCAGACCGAAUGUUGGAACAGAUUACCAGUCACUUGUCCCAAACUCCAUUCAUCACAAUAAUGGUACAGGGUUGCAUAUACCGGUGCAUGCUUUUGGCUUUGGCACUGAUCAUGAUGCUACUUCAAUGCAUUCUAUCUCUGAGAUAUCCGGGGGUACAUUUUCUUUUAUUGAAGCUGAGGAUGUGAUUCAGGAUGCAUUUGCACAGUGUAUUGGGGGGCUCUUGAGUGUGGUUAUGCAAGAAUUACAAAUUGAAGUUGUGUGUGUUCAUCCUCAUUUGCAACUUAGUUCAGUGAAAGCAGGAAACUACCGAACAAGCUUGACGACCAAUUCAAGAAUGGGUUCUAUAAAUAUUGGGGAUCUGUAUGCUGAUGAAGAAAGAGACUUUUUGGUGACAAUCAAUGUUCCAGUUGAUAGCUCAAGUGAUGAGAUGUCAUUGUUGACGGUCAGAGGUCUCUAUAGAGACCCCAUGACAAAAGAAAUGGUGGCUCUGGAAGAAACUAGUGAAGUAAAAAUUCAGAGACCUGACGUCGGUAGUGAGUUAGUUGGGUCGAUAGAAGUUGACAGACAGCGAAACCGGCUUCAAGCAGCUGAGGCAAUGGCAGAGGCUAGAGUUGCGGCCGAACGCGGGGAUUUGUCCACUGCAGUUUCUAUCCUAGAUCGCUGCCAAAAGGCGUUGUCUGAAACUGUUUCUGCCCAAGCCGGGGAUCGGUUAUGUGUUGCGCUUUCGGCUGAAUUAAAGGAGAUGCAAGAGAGGAUGGCGACCCAACAAGUCUAUGAGCAGUCUGGAAGGGCUUAUGUUUUGUCAGGAAUGAGUUCACAUGCAUGGCAAAGGGCAACAGCGAGGGGUGAUUCUACCGACAGCACCAGCGUUAUGCAAUCAUACCAAACCCCUUCUAUGGUUGAUAUGGUUAUGCGAUCUCAAACCAUGGUUUUCGGAGCUCCUCAAGGUAGACGCGUUCUCCAGCCUACUAAAUCAUUUCCUGAGAGGCAGAGAAGAUAAUAAUAAUGCAAACUGGAAAAAUCAUUCUUAUCCUAUACAUACAAUUGUGGGGGAAGAGAGACUUUUGAGUUUCUUCUAGCAUGUUUAAUUCCACGGUAAAGUGCUCUAGAAUCCAUUCUGGUUAGAAGCUACAAGUCUUAGCUUCUGAGUACUUUGAAUUCUGUGCAAGUCAUGAAACCAAACAUGCACUCUUAUCUUUUUUUGCCAUUUUAUUUUUUGGUUUUUGUCAAGGUGGGGUAUAAUGGAAGGAGUUUUGGGUGGAUAAAAUUCCUGAUUUUGCCAAAUUAAACUGUAAAUGCAUAAGCUGGAUAAUGGGGCUCUGCGGAGAAUGGUGAAAAGGGACAGGUGGAUAUGUCAAGUGUGAUUCUGAGUGAUGUACAUAACUUACUGCUUUCAGUUGAGUUGUGUGGGUGAAUUUUUUUUCACUUUGAUUCUAUAUUCUAUAUACAUAUGAUAUAUACUAUUAUGCUUCUGAUUCUUUUCAUAAGUGGAUAUUCUGAUAUAUGUUUUAAGUUGAA